UUCAAUAUUUAUUUUCCGUUUUAGAGGUAUUCAACCCAUUGUCUCAGCAGUAGUGAAUUCCAGAGCCUUCCUGAUAAACACCUAAAACAAUACCAGAAGAGACAAGCCACAAUAAAACAUCCAGAAUGAAACCUAGUAAUAUCAUCUUUUGUACUAAUGGUGUUACUCAUUAUCUGUGCAAUGCAAAGUAUUUCCUUCUGAAGUGGAGACUUUUUCUAUCACAAGGUAGAAACGCCGAUAACGUAGAGAACUCGGCGAGCAAGUAACUACUGCCACGCGUGGAAGAUUGGGAAAAUUGAGUCGCCGCGUCGCUCGAACCGCUCCGACGAUACAGAUAACAGAACGCGAAGAUCCAUUCUACCUCCCACUAAAUCAUACACACAGGUACGGUAAAAUUCAUAUAAAUUCUCGGAUCAUACACCGGUAUCGCAGAAAUUACAUGAAACUUGUAGAUUUUCCACGUGCCUAGUUUUUCGCUGUUUGCCUAUUUUUACUGUUUACAAGAGGUAGAACAAAACAGAUCCUCUGGUUUGAUCCAAAAACUUCGCAAACAAAUACUAUUAAAUUUCCCCUAGAACUUUUACUCAGUGUUUGUUCUUAUUCCUUUCUCGAUUCAAGGAACGAUACUUGUUUCGAUAAGGGCGAUCAUCGUGGAAAGUGCACCGGACGAGGUAAAUUGGAAAGGAGGAAGGGCAAGAAUGAUCCAUUCUUUAUCGCGUUCGACAUCAGCGGAUAGAAGGGAUGCAAUACCAUGAUACAGAUUUAAUUCCGAGACUGAGAAUCUACGUUCGAGUAAAACGGAUGUCCAGAUGGCGACCGAGCGUGGGUACAUUUACGUACGGGUUCAAAGGGUUGGGAUUCGAUGAUUAGUCCUUUGUCGUCGUCGGUUCCUUUAUCGAGCUUGCUCUACCCUCGUAACGAAUAAAAUCAUUACACCGAAAAGAGGAUAGUGGUUCUUCCACUGCACAUCCAAAGGGACAGAGUGCAAAGAAGCAAUUAACGCACGCCUCUUCCGUAGAUAUCCAUUUUCCACCAUCUGAAAUUUUGUUAUGGUAAAGGGACGGCUACCUUCUGCAAUUUUUAAGCGCCGCAACGCAUUCGACUCUGUUAAUUUUUUGUAGCACUCCGUUGUCACAUUAAUUUGUUAGACGUGGGUUCUUCCACGAUCGAGGCAAAACCCUUCCCGCGUUUUUACACAUACAGACGCAAUCGCGGCGGACAACACACGUGUGCGCAGCCCCCGAGUAAGCCAUUCCCUCGUCGAAAAGAUAGCUUUCAGAAAGCGCGAGUGGCAUUCCUGCCUUUCAGGAGCUUUUAAGAUGACCAUGAUCCGUGACACCAGAGUCGGAGAGCAUCUGCUUCCUCAUCCGCCUCUUUCGCCCGGAGGUCUCUCACCCUAUUUCGAUCUUUUUCGCCCCGCUUCGUCUCGCCACCGACCCACCCUCGUUCCUCCGUCGUUUUCAUCCCUUCCGCGCCAACCUCCUUCUGGCCCUCUUAAACCACUAUAAACCGUCUUCGACACCGAACAGAAAGCAAGCACUCGUCCACGGACGACCGAGUACGCGCAAGUACCUAAACGCGACUAUCAAAGGCUCUAGUCGAAUCGGGCCGCGCUGUAGUCGCCGUCGGGUCGAGUAAACCUACCCUCGUCGACCCUUUAUUUUCCUUCCUCGGAACGUCCCAGGACCAAUUUCCGCUAGUAAUAUUGCACACACAAGCUUCGAGCGUACAUCGACGGCGAUUCUUCACUCGACGACGUAUUUUACAUGAUGCAUCGAAUUUAUUUAUUUAUGUAUCUUAAAGUGGGUUGCAAACCAAACGUUCAAUUCAAUGAUUGUCCAGCGAAUCGCUGAAAAUGUUUGAGUUAACUCGCUGUAACCUAAAUUAUGUUUGGCUUGAGUUCUGUUAUGUAUUCAAAUUUCCGUUUAGUUUAGUUACUCACUCUUCCUGGAGGAGGAGGUUGUCUUACCAACCGCGUACCCAUUGCCUUUCUCCACUGUAGAACUAUACGUAUUCUUUAACCUCUAUUGCCAGUGUAUCUAUCGAGUUUCUCUUACACUAUGACAAUAGAGAAACUCUGAAUGUUAUUAUCGUGGGCGCGCGGGAUUGGUCUCGCGAGAAAUAUUUUUCUGAAUAUUUGUUCGCGGCGAAAACACUCGAAUGGGAAAAAUAUUCUACUCGGAACGGUAACACACGGCGAACCUGCGCAAACCUAUAGCUGUAGCUUUCGUGUACAAAGCAGCUAUCGCGAUUGUUUUCUGAGAUAGACGUCUGCGCAGACGUAUGCUCAGCUGUUUGCCGUUAUUCUUGCAAUCGUUACCAUACCGCCCAGGAAUACGGGGCACAUGAAUAAAUCGAACUCGUUUCUCGAAUCUUUUCCAUCGUACAGCGUAAUCGGAACCGAGCAAUCGAGAAAGAAAUAUUUAAUUUGACGUCGUAAUCGCUAUAAUUUGCACGCUCUGUUCUCUCUUUUAAAGACCGAUCGCGAGCCCGAUAACGAUCCAGUCCACAAAUCGUGGUAGUUUAUCUUGGUAUUUGACGGGUGUUAAUUUGUCGCUAGAUUUGUCUACAGUAGUGGUCGGGUAAAAAUAGUUACUAUCUUCCCAACGUUUUAAAAAUAUUGUUUUCCCAGCAGACGUGAAUUCGGUGUGUUUCGGGAGUCUUUUAAAUUUCAUUAGCGUUCCUCUUUUCUAUAUCUUUUAUUUUAUGAAACGAUCGGUUUAGCUUUCGAGAGACUCGUUCAUGAUUCAAGCCAGUUGCAACCAGCUAUGUGGGAACGAACCGCAAGAACAUGUGUUAAAUUUUUUCGAGGCCAGUAACCUGUUUCACUCUAUGGGACGACCAUAAGAAUAAUACAAAUAACUUUUGUUAAACGAACCUCAAACUCGACGAUCGAGAGUAAAAAUCUCUAUCGGAAUCGCAGGGGUUGCAUUAAAUUUCAUGGGACUGCGGGCUCGACUCGAAUUAUCGAACAGGGUAGAACGCAUGUGCGUUCCGUUACGCAUCCGUUUCGGUGGUGUUUACCAGCGCCGAGUAUUAUUCGAACAGCGCGUCCUUUCGCGUAGGACAAACAUCCCUUUCUGGUCCAGUAUCGGGGGGUGCACGGCGUACAACGUCGAGCCUCUUCCACCCCUUUCACCCCACUCACAGCUUUUCCUCCGACACCGCCACCUCCUAGGGAGGCUUUGCAGGCUGCGCGUCCGUCGCCGCGCCGUUUGCUCGUCUUCUCCGUCAGUGUGCCGUCCGCCGUCGGUCGAGGACCACGUGUUUAUGCGUCGCGUCGACCCGGGCCGUCAGGCUGCUCGUCGCGCGAUUUGUGCACCCCCGAGUGAUCGCCAAGUGAUUUAAAAAAAAAAAAAAAAAGAAAGAACGAACAACCGGCUAACAUCACUUGUAGUCGUCACACCGUCGCGCGUGUCUUCUGUUUUGUUCCACGUUAGAGUUGACUUUUCGCCCACGUGACAAAUACUCGCAGGACACUCCCACAGGAAAAUAGCGAAUCCUACACCGACUAAUUAAAUUUGAUAAAGAUAAAAAAAAAAAACUUUUGCAUCGGUGGAAUUUACGUACAUGUGAGAGUUUACGAGGGUAGCACGAGGGGUGACAGAGAGAUUGGAGAGGGAUCCUUGCAGAAAAGCGCGCGAAGCCAAGCGUCGAGUCCUGGCGAGCAGUCCUCCACUUCCGCGUGCGAGAUCGACGCGUGGAUGAUCCAGUGACGGUGUCGCGUUUCUCGAAUCUUCCCUCGAAUCGAUUUCACAGCGUCCGCGGCCAUUGGCGAGCCAAACGCGAUUACAGGCAUAUCCCUGUUCUCCUCGUUUCGUUUGGACCCAUUCCAGGGGAAUCGAAAAUCUGUGGCGAGCUGACGCGAUCGAAGAUCUCCGCAGUGCUUUUUCGGCGGGGCCUCGUCGGCCGGAUGGUUGACGCACCACCGCGUCGCGGCGCGUAGAUUAAUCGCGGUUAUUUCGACGGUUUCUGGAAACUUUUCUGUCGGAACUCCAGAGGGAACUUAACGCUAGAAGUUGUUGCUGAUCAGUGUUGCUCCGUUCGCCAGCCUCCCUCGUGGGAAGUUGGGGAGGAACUAGGGGUAGGACUUGAAUACUUUUGGACAUUUGAGUGAGCAGGAUUGAAACUUCAAGUAUUAAAAUCGAGAGACGUUGACGAGACUCGAGAACUCGAAGACUUUUGCACCCUCGAUAGCAUAGGAAGUCCAAUGGAACAGCCUACCUGAAAUCCAGUCAGGAAGGAUUUCUGGACUACUCGAAAUACCCAAGGAACCAGCUUGAACUCUGAUAAAAACCGAGGACUCGAAUACUCCCGACUUGAAUCUUCGGGCAAUCUUCUUUCAUACUCUGACGGAUUCGCGAGCCUAGUCGAACCACAGACCACCCGAAAGCUGUAACUACCCUCGAGAUCCAAAGACUCUGAGGUAGGUCGAGGCUUGGACCAGAGCACUCCACCUUCGAUCGCUCAGGAUUCAAGUUUAACGGAUCUCCUAGGCUUUCUUCUCCUCUGCUCCCAAAACUCGGCAGCCCCGGUCCAAGAACUGCCCGAAAACCACGACGUAGAGGGAUUCCUGGAGUAACUGUUCGCAACGGCGAAGAGGACGUUGACCAGGUCAUAGCCUGGUCGCAGGGAUCGAGUUAUUUUCUGAACGACGGUGGCCGUUGGUGCGGUGAACUCUGCGGCCUCGGUGGACAUACCAUGGUCACCGGUGAUUGCGGGUAUCAUGCUCGUCGUUGCAGGUUAUUGGCGGCAGCGGCGCGCGGUUAGAUCGAAAGUGCGGCAGAUUUUCUAGCGGCGCUGAGGCUACUACGCGUGUCCGACGCUUUAAUAACGGGCGUAGAGUGGAUGAAAGGCAGGAGGAAAAAAGAAGAAGCGAGACGCGCGGGGGUUGCGGCGCGUGGUGGUGGAUGCGGUACCGCGGCAGCUUUAAUUAGUGUUUAAGUAGAGAGGAAAAACACGAGUGGCUCGCAGGGGGGACAGAGGAGACGAGCGAUCUUCUGGAGCACGGACGGGUACGUUUUAACGCGCGAAAUCGGUUGCAUGCAUCGAACGCCGUUCGAGUGGCCGCGGAAGGAAAAAAUCACCAAUUCAUCGACGACGAGUGGCGGCUUUUAGCGAAACGAAGAGGGAUUCUCGAUGAUGCCGAUGCCGAACUCCACGGGAUCGGCGAUGAUCGUUCGUGACGCGGGAAGAUCGCGAGUGAACCACGAUCCCGCGAUAAUGACUUAAUUCUCGCUCAGCUAGUCGACUGAGGAGAUCAGUCCGAUAAGUGAUCAGUGUUUCGUGAUCAAAGUAGCGUGGAAUAACGAGAGAACAUGUGGAGUGUACUGUGGUCGUUCGUUGGACUAACGAAGGCUGUUUCGUACGUCGCUGGGAUCUCUGCCACCGUCGACGAAAAAUCUGUUCCGUUGGUGAAUAUCAGCGUCGUGGAGGGAAAGCCAGCGGAAUUGCCAUGCGACAUCACUCCGCCGGGAGAGGACACCCUGCACAUGGUUUUCUGGUUCAAAGACGAGGCUGGAGUGCCCCUUUACACGAUCGACGCCCGAGAGAAGCCGGUGACCAAAGCGCAACACUCGUCGGACUCAGGCGUAUUCGGCCCCCGCGCGUACUUCCGGACCGCGUUUCCCAGCCCCGCGGUUCUCGUCAUCGAGGACAUCAAGAGGCACGACGCGGCCACCUACAGGUGCAGGGUCGACUUCAGGAAGGGCCAGACGCGCAGCUUUCGAUACAACCUCACGGUUAUAGUGCCGCCAGAACAGCCGACCAUUCUGGAUCAAUGGGGCAGGAUAGUGAACGGGACAGCAGGACCUUACGAAGAAGGCGACACCCCCUCACUGACGUGCCGCGUGACCGGUGGCAAGCCGGAGCCUAUGGUCCGGUGGCUCGUCAACGGCCAGGUCAAAGACGAGGAAUACGAAAAGAACGCUGGCGACGUCAUAGAAAACAGGUUAACUCUGCAGUCAGUGGGUCGUUCGGAUCUAGGCUUGAAUUUCACUUGCCAGGCGCAAAACACGGACCUGAUCGAACCAAAGGAGUCCUCGAUCUCCCUGGACCUUAACCUGAAACCCCUAACGGUGAUCAUAAGGAGGCCAGGGAAGAAGGGAGUAGGCGACGAGUCGCUGCUCGCUGGAAAACGAUACGAGGUGGAAUGCGAGACCACGGGCUCUAGGCCUCCAGCUGUGAUCACCUGGUACAAAGGAAGGAGAAGACAGCUGAAGCACACCACGGAGGAGAGAUCGGAGAACCGAACGAUGAGCAUGGUGGAGUUCGAGCCCGGCGUGGAGGACCACGGGAAAUCGAUCACCUGCAGAGCCGAAAAUCCAAACGUUACGGGACUGUUCGUGGAGAAAUCCUGGAAAAUCGACGUCGUCUAUCCUCCGAUCGUGUCGCUGAACCUUGGAUCUACUUUGAGCCCCGAGGACAUCAAGGAAGGCGACGACGUUUAUUUCGAGUGUCACAUCAGGGCCAAUCCACCCUGGUCGAAGCUGACGUGGAUACAUGACAACCAGAUACUGGCGCACAACACGUCUGCGAGGAUAAUCUGGUCGAAUCAGAGUCUGGUGCUCCAGAGCGUGACGAGGAGCAGCGCCGGGAAGUACGUGUGCGCAGCGACGAAUGACCUGAACGAAACGCGGAGCGAGCCACUUCAUUUUCGCGUGAAAUUCGCACCGGUGUGCAAGGAGGACCGGAUCAUCGUGGUCGGCGCUUCUAAGGACGAAUCGCUGGACAUCGCCUGCAGAGUGGAAGCCGAUCCGCCGGCGCACAAUUUCCGAUGGAAAUUCAACAACAGCGGUGGGGAGACGCAGGAUGUACCGCCUGGGAAAUUUUCGGUGGAGAAGUCGAGCGGCGUGAGCGUGCUGAGGUACACGCCGAACAAAGAGCUGGAUUACGGCACAGUGUCGUGCUGGGCGGACAAUUUCGUCGGUACACAGGCGAGACCGUGUCUCUUCCAGCUGGUACCCGCCGGAAAGCCAUUUCCGGUACGUAACUGCACGCUCGCGAACCAGACUUACACCAGCGUCGAGGUAAAAUGCGUGGCUGGCUACGACGGCGGGCUUCCGCAAAAAUUCAUCCUGGAGGUGUACCACGGGGACGUGGACUUCCUGUCGAGCAGCCAGCCGCUCUACAACGUUUCGAACACCGACGAGCCGAGUUUCUCCCUGGCGGGGCUGGAGGCGUCGGUGGAGGCGGGCGUCCACGUAGCGGUUUACGCCAUGAACGCCAAGGGUCGGAGUCAGCCAGUCAUCCUCAGCGAGGUCACUUACCGCGACGCUGAGAAACGAACAGGUCAAGACGCUGGCAUAGUGCUCUCGCCACUGAUAGGAGUGGUAGUUGGAGCCCUGGUCACGCUGGUGCUGAUCAUCCUGGUGGUGGUGGUUCGAGUACGGAGGGAGAGGGUAUCGAAACCCCGACACGAAAAACCUGCGGAGCUCAGUGAAUUACCAGCCCAGCAGUAUCCCCUGCAGAACCCCCAGCAGACCGUGGAAACCGAUCCUGACGUUAUUCCGAAUAAAUUCGAGGGUAGCCUGGUGGAGGUGAGCCCGCCGAGUUAUCCAGGCGGAUAUCCCCCGGGACACUGGGUCACGCCAGGGCCCACCCCGAGCAUAGACGAGCUCUGCCACAAAUUCACCGGAAGACCGACGGAGCUGAGGUUACCAUCGAGGAGCACGAUACCGAGUUUGCAGAGCAUGCCCAUGACGGGGUCCAUGACAGCUGCGGGACCUGGCGGCGUGGUGCUGGGCGGCAGCCAGGGGGUCAUCGUCGGCGGCGGCCAGGGGGUCGUCGUCGCGGGGGAGUGCUUGGACGGCGAGGCGAUCAAGCGACGGCUAAUGGCGAACAGGCUUCCCGAGAGCUGCGUGUAAACCUCGUAGCAUGGUUCGCUGCCAAAAGCGAGCAGACCCCUUCGAACAGUCAAUAGCGAGGACGAACGAUGAGAGUCAUUUGCGGCGAGUCGACGCCUCCACGACGAGACGCGGUCGAACGUCGAAUGGAACGACUCGCAGACAAUCCACUGUAUCGUCGCGAACGGGACGGGAACGUCUCGAUGGAACGGGCACGUCCAAGCGCAAGGAUACGGCUACUGUGGGAGCUUGUGAUCCACGUGCUCGAGGUAGAAAUACAGAGACUCCAGUUAUUGUGAGAGUCCGUGAUCCAGGUGCUCGAAGGUAGAAAUAUAGAGACAUCAGGGAAACAAGAGGGUACCGAGAGGAUAGCCAAUAUACAGUCAGUUUCAUAAGUAUUCGUACCCUCUAUAUUUAUUGAAAAAAUUUGAAUCCUUCGUGUUUCCAAAUAAAUUCGUAAUUGUAAAUAUAUACAUGUGAGAAGUUUAUUCAUGUACAUAUUUAUAAUGGAAAAUUGAUUUGGAAGCAUGAAGCCCAUCAUUUAAAUUAGACAAAUUUCUUCAAUAUAUAUAGGGGUACGAAUAUUUGUGGGCUUCCAAACAAAUUUCUCAUUAUAAAUACAUACAAGUGUAAAGUUUAUUUAUGUACAUAUUUAUAAUGAAAUAUUUAUUUGAGAAUGUAAAACCUGUCAUUUAAUUUGGACUAGACGCUAGGUCUUUGAAGCUCUGGAUGUUUCCCUUCUCAAGCCUCUUGAACCCCAUCGCUACGUUUCUAGCAUCGAGCAUACCCUCUCAAUGAUAGAAUACCUUAUCGCGAGUCUUGGCCAUGCCCGUAACGGACGGUCAACGACAAGGAGUCGUCCUGCGAGCACGAGGGUCGCGACGAGCGUCGUUGUUCCGACGCGGGAACGAAUACGCGUUAGAUUUGUCGAGGAAAGUUUCUAGCCGGGGAACCAGCGCCCGCCAAAAUUGUUUUCAAAACGUUUCCUCGACAGUCAGGGCAGAGUUCUUUCCUCCGAGAGAAUGAAAGCAAACCACGAACAGAGGAAGGAAGAAGAAUCGGCUGGGAUAAGAGUUAGGUGGAAAGUUGCCUGCUCUCGAGUUCUCCACCUGGGGAGGACGCCCCGAAGUUGCGUCCUCUGUCUUCGACGUAACUUUCUUCUUCUCGAGCGACUCGGCGCCCAAUGAUCUUCGACAGUGUCUACUCGCAUAUUUCUUCUGGGUGCGUGAUUCAUGUUCGCCCGUAACGCGUGGGAACAGUGAGAGAAACGAACGAAUGGGAGGGUAGUUUCAAUGUACAGAGUGUGGUGCAUUGCUUUGAAGAAUGGUUCUGAAGGAUGAAAUGAGACGAAAAUUAACCCUUUGCACUCCUAUAUAGAGUGAGACUCGACAUCAGUUUUUAUCUCAGGAGCAAAUCAAUAAGAAAGGAAAUCGUUUCAAGACAUAUCGUACACUUGAAAAUUACAAAAUACUUCUAAUUCUUCGUAACUUCAAAGCUAAGCAUCUACCCCGAUUUCGCCACUCUAGAGUUUCGUUACGUGACAGAUCUAGAAUUCUUUUUUUUUUUUUUUGGACACCCCGAGGACGAUUGCGCUUUUCGAAGUUGAAUUGGACUUCGAGAACGCUCGAAGAGAAGAUUCUGCCUUUCGUCGAUUCGCUGAUCAACGAAUUGGAACGGACGUAAAUAAACCCGCGUCUGAGCCUACCAAUCGAAUCCUUCAGACGUCGAGGCAUUAGGCCGAGAAACGCGAGAAAAGAUAAAAGGUUCCCGAACGACUCCUCAUCCGGUUGCUGGAAUGAAGACGGAUGGAGGAACCGCUGGAAAAUAUACGACGGGAGGCCAAUGGCGGGGAAUAUUGGGAAAGAAAGAGGAAGGCGGGGAAAAUGAAAGAAGCAGGGAGAAUGAAACGAUAACGCGAUGCUACUUUGCAGAGUUGCUCGGGGGCGCGUGAAACGCGGUUUCGGGGUGCCUGUCGAUCGGCCUCGAUUACCAACGAAAUAUUCGCGACUGCAAUUUUCACGGGAACCGCGAGUUUCUAAAGAGUUCGCUACGUUAUCGAUCCCUUACGGUUGUUACGUCCCAACCUGUGCGCCCGUUGUUCGCGGGUACGACGCAAUUUUGGCGUUAUUCGGAUCCAGGGGACGAGAUCUAGGCGAAAACGAACCAUUGAGAAAAUUACGACGCAAGCAAGAAUCGACAAUAAACGGUGUAUGCACGAGAAUAGUGAUCUGAGGUAGUAAUUCGCACACUAUUUCGUGCGUGCAAGACGGGUGCGGGCGAAAUCUUUGAGUAAACGUUUCUAGAGAUCGAAAAUUUGGGGGAAAUUAGGAACCCUAUUUUUUAUUCGAUUAUUUUUCUUUUCCUUUUUGUACUUAGAUGAUGCCAAUCUCUGGUGCAAGUUGUCGUUUGCAUCGACGAGAAUCGAGUGAAAUUUCAAGGGAAUAAGGUAUUGGGUUGUCCAGAAUGUUGGUGCCAAUUUUUAAGAAAAAUACAAAGGCAUAUUUGAAUUUUGAUAUAUCCCAUAAUAUUCGUACCCUCUGUGUUUAUUGAAGGAAUUUGUCUAAAUUAAAUGACAGGUUUCGUGUUUCCAAGUAAAUUUUUUAUUAUAUAUAUAUAUACAAGUAUAAAUCCAUCUACAUAUAAACAUUGAAAUAUUUAUUUGAAAACAUCGAACCUAUUAUUUAAUUUAAGCAAACUUUUUUAAUAGACAUAGAGAAUACGAAUAUUUAUGAGACUGACUGUAAGUGCCAUUUUGUUCCAUAACCUUUCCACCAUUUAAGGGAUGAACUCGUGUUAUUUGUUUUCAACUAUUCCGUAUAUUCAGACCUGUACCACCUACCAAAAAUGGACAUGAACUUUCCAGACAACCCAAUAUCAAAUAAAUCGUG
Molecule: messenger RNA, 10732 nt
Organism: Hylaeus anthracinus
Lineage: Eukaryota; Metazoa; Arthropoda; Insecta; Hymenoptera; Colletidae
Product: nephrin-like
Exons: 15
Coding region: 5319-7865 (848 amino acids)
Molecular function (GO): protein binding
Source: RefSeq, a predicted model, not a curated record